Molecule: messenger RNA, 2235 nt
Organism: Delphinapterus leucas (beluga whale)
Lineage: Eukaryota; Metazoa; Chordata; Mammalia; Artiodactyla; Monodontidae
Source: RefSeq, a predicted model, not a curated record
CUUAAGUCUUCUGGUAAAUACAUCUUGUCUUUAAUAAUAAAAUAAGUCCCUUGAUGGGAAGAAGCAUCUUAAGUGACAUUUUUUGUCUAUAAUGCUCAGCAUAGGGCCUUGCACGACAGUAGGCAUUUAAUAAAUUCAUUGCAUUGACUUUUGAUAUGAAUACUUAAAACUGACUGCAUUAUGGGUUAACAUCGUAGAGAAGCUGUUCCCCAAGCCUUCUUCCAUUUACAAAAGACACUCAAAACCCCCUCCUCCGGGAGCGGUCCACGGGGGCUCUUGAGGUCAGGCCGGGAAAAACUGCCCUUCUCUCCAAAGCAGGACUCUGGCUGGGGCUCCCUUCAUCUUUACAUCUGAGGGAUGUGCAGCGAGCCCCUUUCCUGCUGGAGGCACUAAUGACCCCACACUCUGUCAGGACGGGAGGCUUGGGGGUUCAGAAAAUAAUGGUGAUGGCAGAAAGAAAGGUGACUGGAUCCCAACCAGGUGGCCCUCCUAACAGCACCCCCCAGCAUGCACAUAGCCAAGCAGAGGGGAGCAUCUGGGGCCAAAGUCAUCCAAAAGAAAGACAGUAUCUUACCUGUCCGAGAAAGGGGCUCGGAGAGCAGGCGGGAAACAAACGAGAGAGAGACACAUUUUAUGUAGUGACCGACCACUAUGGGAGUGUCACCUCCCGUCUGGGUCACCAGCAACAGCCCACCAAGAGGAUAUAGCAUGCAAGACAGGGGUCCUGCUAUGAGGAGUGUAACAGACCUGGAUGACCAGGUUCCCAUAUGCUUUUUAAUAAACCAAAACAGAGCCGUAUUUUAAAAAUUCUACAAACAGGUGCUGAUGCGGCCUCCUGUAUUUCUCCCAAUAUUCUGAGGCCCCUUUACAUUAAGUAUAUCUGAAGUUCCUAGCUGGCAGUGGGAGGAAUGCGAUGGGCCAAGGCAACAUGAAAUUCUAAGUCUUCUGGAUCCUGUGUGCGUCACUCAUUUUUUUGCUGUCUCGUUUCCAACACGUGAAUCCCUAGAUUUUAGACCGGAAAGACGUUCAUUCAUCCACUCCAACCGUCUAAAUUAACAAGAUGGGAAAAGCAGGUGGCAGAGAGGUCUGCCUAAUACCGCACGGGGAGGUGACGGCAGAGCAGGGGUUAGAACUCACGUAGACUGACUCCCAGACCCACGAUCCUUCUCUACACCAUGACGGCCAAGAGAAACUGCCAAUACCCUCAAAGUUGCCAAGACCCCAUCCAUCUUUGAGAGGGAUAACCUCGCUGGCGAGUAGAAUCAUGUGGCCUUUUUGUGAUGUCAGCUGAGCUCAGAAUGUUUAUUGUCUGGACAACCCAACCAGCCUCCUGGAAGCAGGCGUGUGUGACCUCCAUACACUUCAGUAGUCAGAAUAUGGAGAACUUCUCACUCCUCAGCAUUUCUGGACCUCGAAUCGCUUCCUCUGCUCUGAGCACUUUUCCUGAUAUCACGUCCUCACGUGCCACCAGCUUGCCAGGCAUUGCAAAGACUGUGUCUCCUACUGAGGCGUCCAGCCCAGCUCAGGCCCUGCUACCCCAGUACCAAAGCAGCGCUCUCCGGCAUGGGGUGCAUAACACGGUGCUCUCAGCAGGCUGCAUCUUGGGGGACCCCCCAAACAGAGAGAAGCUGAGGAGGAAUUGCACCAUCUACCGGCCCUGGUUCUCCCCUUACAGCUACUUUGUAUGCAAAGACAGAGAGAGCCACCUGGAGACCUACAGCUUCCCAGAGGUGCAGCAGGACGAGGGCAGGGGGGACAGCUGCCUCCCAGAGGACACGGCUGAGAGCAUCUGCUCGUCCUCCUCCUCCCCAGAGAACACCUGCCCCCAAGAGGCCACCAAGAAAUCCAGGCACGGCCUGGAUUCCACGGACUACAUCACAUCCCAGGACAUCCUAAUGGCCUCCAAGUGGUACCCGGCCCAGCAGAACGGCUACAAGUGUGCGGCCUGCUGCCGUAUGUACCCGACGCUGCACUCCCUCAAGAGCCACAUCAAGGGGGGCUACAAGGAGGGUUUCAGCUGCAAGGUGUACUACCUCAAGCUCAAAACCCUCUGGGGCAAGGAGCAGAAGGGCCGGCCGGGAGACAGGCUUUCCUCAGGCAGCUGCCAGGCCUUCAAGUAGGCCUGCUGGGUGGCGGCAGCUAUCUUGUUAGCGGACAACGCUUUAGGUAAACAGGGGAUGAUGCCUAUUUAUGUCUCUACAGAGAGGCCAAUAAACCAAAGUUAGUGACAGCCUU